ACUUCUUGUUCGAGAAGAUGAGCUUCGGUCCCUGUCAGGGGACGUGAAAGGGGUCGGUGGGCUUGAGCCAGCGUUUCUCCAACUGUCCCCUCACGGGGGUCCCCUGGGUGUUGCCAUGGCGGGCGUGGGUUCGGGGGGCUAUGCGGCGGAGUUCGUGCCCCCUCCGGAGUGCCCAGUCUUUGAACCCAGCUGGGAGGAGUUCACAGACCCGCUCAGCUUCAUCGGCCGCAUCCGGCCUCUGGCAGAGAAGACCGGCAUCUGCAAAAUCCGACCGCCCAAGGAUUGGCAACCUCCAUUUGCGUGUGAAGUAAAAAGCUUUCGUUUCACCCCCAGAGUCCAGCGCCUGAAUGAACUUGAGGCAAUGACCAGAGUGAGACUAGACUUCUUGGAUCAACUAGCAAAAUUUUGGGAACUUCAAGGAUCUACUUUGAAGAUCCCUGUGGUGGAGAGAAAAAUCCUGGAUCUGUAUGCUUUGAGCAAGAUUGUUGCCAGCAAAGGAGGUUUUGAAAUGGUCACCAAAGAGAAGAAAUGGUCUAAAGUGGGUAGCCGCCUGGGAUAUCUGCCAGGAAAAGGAACUGGGUCUCUUCUGAAGUCACACUAUGAAAGAAUUCUCUACCCAUAUGAGCUUUUCCAGUCUGGUGUCAGCCUUAUGGGUGUACAAAUGCCUAAUUUAGAUCUUAAAGAAAAAGUGGAGCCUGAGGUUCUUGGCACUGACGUCCAAACUUCCCCAGAGGCGGGCACAAGAAUGAACAUUUUGCCAAAGAGAACAAGACGUGUCAAGUCUCAGUCAGAAUCUGGAGAAGUAAAUAGAAACACAGAACUGAAGAAACUUCGAAUUUUUGGGGCUGGGCCUAAAGUUGUGGGUCUGGCGAUGGGAGCAAAAGAAAAAGAAGAUGAGGUCUCCCGAAGACGAAAAGUUACCAGCAGGUCAGACGUAUUUAACAUGCAAAUGAGACAACGGAAAGGAACUCUCUCUGUUAACUUUGUUGAUCUCUAUGUUUGUAUGUUUUGUGGUCGGGGAAAUAACGAAGAUAAAUUACUUUUGUGUGAUGGAUGUGAUGACAGCUAUCAUACAUUUUGUUUAAUUCCCCCCCUGCCUGAUGUGCCCAAAGGAGACUGGAGGUGUCCUAAAUGUGUUGCGGAGGAAUGUAAUAAACCUCGAGAAGCCUUUGGGUUUGAACAAGCUGUACGAGAGUAUACACUUCAGAGCUUUGGAGAGAUGGCAGAUAAUUUUAAGUCCGAUUAUUUCAAUAUGCCAGUCCAUAUGGUUCCCACAGAACUAGUAGAAAAGGAAUUCUGGCGGCUGGUGAGCAGCAUUGAAGAAGAUGUUAUUGUCGAGUAUGGAGCUGAUAUCUCUUCAAAAGACUUUGGGAGUGGAUUUCCUGUGAAGGAUGGUCGGAGAAAGAUGCUGCCAGAAGAAGAGGAAUAUGCUCUUUCUGGUUGGAACUUGAAUAACAUGCCUGUCCUAGAGCAAUCUGUUCUUGCACAUAUUAACGUAGACAUUUCUGGUAUGAAGGUGCCAUGGCUUUAUGUGGGAAUGUGUUUCUCUUCUUUUUGUUGGCACAUUGAAGAUCAUUGGAGUUAUUCCAUCAACUACUUGCACUGGGGGGAGCCAAAGACAUGGUAUGGUGUGCCGUCUCAUGCUGCAGAACAACUGGAGGAGGUGAUGAGGGAGCUGGCCCCUGAGUUAUUUGAAUCUCAGCCUGAUCUGCUGCAUCAGUUAGUCACCAUCAUGAACCCCAAUGUGCUGAUGGAGCACGGUGUGCCUGUGUACAGGACCAAUCAGUGUGCUGGCGAAUUUGUUGUGACAUUUCCUCGUGCCUAUCAUUCUGGAUUUAAUCAGGGCUACAACUUCGCUGAAGCUGUGAACUUCUGUACUGCUGACUGGUUGCCCAUUGGACGUCAGUGUGUCAGUCAUUACCGACGGCUGAGGCGCCAUUGUGUCUUUUCACAUGAGGAACUCAUUUUCAAGAUGGCAGCAGAUCCAGAAUGUUUAGAUGUGGGGCUGGCUGCCAUGGUGUGCAAAGAAUUGACUCUCAUGACUGAAGAAGAGACACGGUUAAGGGAGGCUGUUGUACAAAUGGGUGUCCUGAUGUCAGAAGAAGAAGUGUUUGAACUUGUUCCUGAUGAUGAGCGACAGUGUUCGGCAUGCAGAACCACGUGUUUUCUCUCAGCUCUCACAUGCUCCUGUAAUCCAGAGCGGCUUGUGUGUCUCUACCAUCCAACUGAUCUGUGCCCUUGCCCCAUGCAGAAGAAAUGUCUUAGAUAUCGCUACCCGUUAGAGGACCUCCCUUCUCUGCUAUAUGGUGUGAAAGUCAGGGCACAGUCCUAUGAUACUUGGGUCAGUCGUGUUACAGAAGCAUUGUCUGCUAACUUCAACCACAAGAAAGAUUUGAUUGAAUUACGAGUAAUGCUGGAAGAUGCUGAGGAUAGGAAAUACCCAGAGAAUGACCUCUUUCGAAAACUCAGGGAUGCUGUAAAAGAAGCUGAGACAUGUGCUUCUGUGGCUCAGCUGCUUCUGAGCAAAAAGCAGAAGCACAGGCAGAGUCCAGAUAGUGGGAGGACUCGGACCAAACUGACAGUGGAAGAAUUGAAGGCCUUUGUCCAACAACUUUUUAGUCUUCCAUGUGUCAUCAGCCAAGCUCGACAAGUAAAGAAUCUGCUGGAUGAUGUGGAAGAGUUUCAUGAACGCGCUCAAGAGGCCAUGAUGGACGAAACCCCAGAUUCUUCCAAACUCCAGAUGUUGAUAGACAUGGGCUCUAGUCUCUAUGUGGAGCUACCUGAAUUAGCCCGACUGAAGCAAGAGCUACAGCAGGCUCGAUGGUUGGAUGAAGUAAGACUGACCCUAUCAGAUCCACAACAAGUCACUUUGGAUGUCAUGAAGAAAUUGAUAGACUCUGGCGUGGGUUUGGCACCCCACCAUGCUGUGGAGAAAGCAAUGGCUGAACUACAGGAGCUCCUUACAGUCUCUGAGCGAUGGGAAGAAAAGGCUAAGGUCUGCCUACAGGCAAGACCACGGCAUAGUGUGGCAAGUUUAGAAAGUAUCGUGAACGAAGCUAAGAACAUUCCAGCCUUUCUACCCAAUGUGUUGUCCCUAAAAGAAGCCUUACAAAAGGCUCGAGAAUGGACGACUAAAGUGGAAGCUAUUCAGAGUGGCAGCAAUUAUGCUUACUUGGAGCAGCUGGAGAGUUUAUCUGCUAAAGGGCGCCCUAUCCCUGUGCGUCUUGAUGCAUUGCCCCAAGUGGAAUCACAGGUAGCAGCAGCACGGGCAUGGAGAGAGAGGACUGGGCGGACCUUCCUUAAGAAGAAUUCUAGCCAUACAUUGUUACAGGUGCUGAGUCCCCGGACUGACAUUGGUAUAUAUGGGAGUGGUAAAAACAGAAGGAAAAAAGUAAAAGAGCUAAUAGAAAAAGAAAAAGAAAAGGAUCUGGACCUUGAUCCUCUGAGUGAUCUGGAGGAAGGAUUGGAGGAAACCAGAGAUACAGCCAUGGUGGUGGCCGUUUUCAAAGAACGGGAGCAAAAAGAGAUUGAAGCCAUGCACACCCUCCGAGCAGCCAACCUAGCCAAGAUGACAAUGGUGGACCGCAUAGAAGAAGUAAAAUUUUGCAUUUGCCGCAAGACAGCCAGUGGGUUUAUGCUACAGUGUGAGCUCUGCAAAGACUGGUUCCAUAACAGCUGUGUUCCACUUCCUAAGUCAAGUUCCCAGAAAAAAGGGUCUAGCUGGCAGGCUAAAGAAGUAAAAUUCCUUUGCCCUCUUUGUAUGCGGUCUCGAAGGCCAAGGCUAGAAACUAUUCUCUCACUCCUGGUAUCACUUCAGAAGUUGCCUGUACGGUUGCCUGAAGGAGAGGCCCUACAGUGUUUGACAGAACGUGCUAUGUGUUGGCAAGAUAGAGCACGGCAGGCCCUAGCAACAGAUGAACUAUCCUCUGCUCUGGCCAAACUGUCUGUGUUGAGCCAGCGUAUGGUGGAGCAGGCAGCUCGAGAAAAAACUGAGAAGAUUAUCAGUGCAGAACUCCAGAAAGCAGCUGCCAAUCCAGACUUACAGGGACACUUACCUAGUUUCCAGCAGUCUGCUUUUAACCGGGUGGCGAGCAGUGUGUCUUCUUCCCCUCGACAAACGAUGGACUACGAUGAUGAAGAAACAGAUUCUGAUGAAGACAUUCGAGAGGCGUAUGGCUAUGAUGUCAAGGACACAGCCAGCGUGAAGUCCUCUAGUAGUCUGGAACCCAAUCUUUUUUGUGAUGAAGAGAUUCCCAUCAAGUCUGAGGAGGUGGUCACUCACAUGUGGACGGCACCUUCAUUCUGUGCAGAACAUGCUUAUUCUUCUGCUUCUAAGAGUUGUUCUCAAGGUUCUAGCACCCCAAGGAAACAACCUCGGAAGAGCCCUUUGGUGCCCCGAAGUUUAGAACCUCCAGUGUUGGAGUUGUCACCUGGAGCCAAAGCCCAGCUAGAAGAACUUAUGAUGGUUGGAGAUCUCCUAGAAGUGUCUCUGGACGAGACUCAACACAUAUGGCGAAUUUUGCAGGCCACACACCCACCCUCUGAAGACAGAUUCUUGCAUAUCAUGGAGGAUGACAGCAUGGAAGAGAAACCAUUAAAAAUAAAAGGAAAGGACUCUUCAGAGAAGAAACGGAAACGGAAGCUAGAAAAAGUAGAGCAGCUUUUUGGAGAAGGAAAACAGAAGUCCAAGGAGUUAAAGAAAAUGGAUAAACCUAAAAAGAAGAAGUUAAAAUUAAGUGCAGAAAAAUCAAAAGAGCUGAACAAACUGGCCAAGAAACUCGCAAAAGAAGAAGAGAGAAAGAAAAAGAAGGAGAAGGCUGCUGCAGCCAAAGUUGAACUUGUGAAAGAGAAUACUGAGAAGAAGAGAGAGAAAAAAGUGCUGGACAUCCCCUCCAAGUAUGACUGGUCAGGAGCAGAGGAAUCUGACGAUGAGAACGCUGUGUGUGCAGCACAGAACUGCCAAAGGCCCUGCAAGGACAAGGUAGACUGGGUACAAUGUGAUGGUGGCUGUGAUGAGUGGUUUCAUCAAGUUUGUGUGGGUGUAUCUCCAGAAAUGGCUGAAAAUGAAGAUUACAUCUGUAUAAACUGUGCAAAGAAGCAGGGGCCAGAUAGCCCAGGUCAAGCACCACCUCCUUCCUUCAUAAUGAGCUACAAACUACCAAUGGAGGAUCUUAAGGAGACCAGUUAGCAGAUGCUGGGUUAGUUUGGGACAUGGGGGAAAAUGGACCACAUUGAGACCUUAGUCAUCAAGUAGUGGUUUAGAUCCACUCGAAAUGUUGCUUCCAAAGACGAAUGGCCUUCAGAGAAAGUCCUGUUAGCUGACUUCCUCUUUGCAUGGACUGUGUGAUCUACAUUCUCUAUCAACACAUCUAUGCAGAGGGUGUCUUCUUUGGUUCAGCAGCCAAUAUUUCAGUUGAUGUCUCCUCUGAGGAUGGUUUGUUACAUUAGGGCCAGACAUUUGAUUGAGCUCUAGGGUGGCUGGUUGGCAUUAAUACAUUGGUGUGUAUUACAAGCAGAGCAUGUAGGUUGUGGCUUAUGGCCAGUUGAUAUUAGUUAGAGGUUUACAACCUAGGGGCAGCACCAUCUGGAGGUGCUGAUUACUUGGAUCUCCUUGGUUAGGAUACUUGCAGAGGAGUCAAGAGUACCACUUUCCUACCACCAUUACUUGGCAUUUAAUGCCCUACAGAUACAACUAGGAGAGGAACAGGGCCGAAGUCACUCCUGUGAGAAGUCAUGGGAUAGUAGCACAGUCUGUAGACCUCAGCUGCUUAUGUUCGUUUGUACCAAGAAGAAAACCUCAAAUGAGAGGCAGAUCAUCUUCUCUUCUUAAGGAAGAGGAUGUCAUCUAGUUCAGAAAUCUGACUAGAUUGGAUUCUGGGAAGAAGAGCUUUUCUUAUUUCAAGGCGAGGAGCCUUUUUUGGCUUUGAGAAGUCUUGCUGUCUUGAGUCUACAUUUUAGAGAAGAGCAGGUACAUGGAUCCAGGCUUCUGCAAAAGAAGAGAAGACAAGUCAGAAUGUUUUACUGAGCCUCAGUGAUGCAUGCUUUUCCGGGAAACCUUCAUUCACAAGUAUACCAGAUACCACCAGGCUUCAGGCAUGGCCGUGAGCAAGACCAGCAAAUAACAGCUUUUUGCCUUGCAGCCCCAACCCCAAUGUCUGCUGUUCCAAUACUGGCACUUCUGAUUGUGGCCCACAGCAGAUGCUGUUGAAUAACACCAUGGCUUCAUCAGGAUGGGGGGGUUGUAGUACCUCUGGGUGAUGAGGUGGUUUUAGUAAAUCCAUUUUUAAAAAAAGAAAAAAGGACUUGUUUUUACUUUUUUCUAAGUGUCUCUGACUACUGACUGUUCUAUAAAUAGAUUAUUUUUCCUUUUUUAAUAUACAUAUAUGAAUAUAUAAAUAUAUAUAUUUACUGUUACCAGCAGCUAUGACAGUUUCAGCAUCAAAAAUCCAUUUGGGGGCUUGCUUUCUCUUUUUUGCUUUGUAAUAAUGAAAUCCCAUUCCUUCCUUGUAGCACAAGAAGUUAGCACUUCCUUCUCCAUCUUAGCCUGACCAGAUCUUCCAUCUCAUUUUUGUUCAAAUAGAUAAUUAUAUUUCCUUUGUAUGUUGGGACUUAAUCCCCGUCUGUUGGGAAAGUUGGUCUUACUGUAUCUGUGCUGGCUGUUUUGUUUUGUUUUGUUUUUGUAUGUCAAUGUUUGAAACUAUGGUGCUGUGUCCUCUUCCCUUCUGUUGUGUUCUCUAUUCUUGUUAAGGUAUUAGGUAAGCUGUAUGGAAACUAUUACUAGAAGGGGACUAAUUUUUUUUUAAGGACGAAAAAGAAAAAACUCACUAAAAAUAGUGUUUUGUCUUCACUAUCCUGUGUCUCUUUAUUUUGGGUUAAAAAUCUGUGUUUUGACUUAAAUUCAUCAGUUUUCCUUUUCAAAGGGGGAAGCAGGGUGGACCUAGAGAACCGCGUAUGGUCUCUUCCCUUUUUGCCCUAAUCUCUUUUAAAGAAGUCUUCUAGUAACUAGAAGUGAAAUGUACUGUCCAGUUACAGUUUGAGUGGGUAUGAGAUUUAACUCAAAAGGCAUCUGACUGAAAAAAAAGCAAAAGCUGUCCAGUUUCUGUAAGUGCUUUCUCUGUGGUUCAUACUACCUAUUUUUCAGUCACUCUUCCCUCAAUAUUAUGUAACAUUUUGUGUGUUAAAGAGGUUCGUAAGCAUUGCUGUGCAUGUGUCUUGAGAUAUUAUCUCAAGUGUGUGUAUGAUUUAAGAUUUCAAUGGAUAUUGCAAGGUGUAACUAAUUAACCAAUUUCAUAAGUUUUCAUUUUUCCACAUUAUGUAAAGAUAUUACUUAGUUAAAAAUUUUAUCUGGUUGAUGUUACAGAAGAAAGCACAAUAUUUUUUGCCUUUUGGUCUUCUCUGUAAAAAUCUUCAAAUACUUUUGGGUUAAAAAUUCGAUGCAAUUUUAAGUCAUGGCUGCCUGGGACACGUUCAAAACUAUUUUAUUUUUUCUUCUUAGUCACCUAUUAACUACUCGACCAUUAGUGGAGAGGCACAAGGAUGCUGAGAAAGAUGGCUAAGGUGCUUUGCUUCUUGGAGUAUGGUGGAUGGACAUAGGUGGCUGUUGAGGGAAUAAUUUAUAUCCUUAAUGUGGUAUUUGCCUGCUGGAGAUGGGAGAGAAAAAUGCAAGGCAGUCUCCAACCAUGAAUAGCUUCUUGUUUAUCUUUGGACAUUUUGAAACUUAGAUAAAUCAUUUAAUUUAUACUGUGGGAUUUUCUGUAUUUAUUUGAAAGUCAGAGAGGUUUGGUCUGACUCACAAUCAUAGAUUUAGACCAAAGUUGAGAAGAACAGAUAAGAAUAAUUAGUAAAAAAAGAAAAGAAAAAUUAAAAUACACAAAUCUACAAUUUUGGAAUUAAUGAACUAAGAUUCAUCUGUUUAAAGAAAUGCUGAUAUUCUAAUAUAGCACAUUGUUUUCAAUUAGAGGAAGUUACUUAUUUACAACUUACUCCAUUCUUCAAUAUUGUGACAUUUUAUGUUAAAACUUGAUUUAAAAUGUUUCUUUACCCUUUCUAACUCCUCAAAGUUGCACUUCUUCACCAUUAGUAUUUUAACUUAUGUAUUAAUUCUUUCAAAGGUAUUUCUUACCACCUUCAUUGUAAACAGUUUUGGCAAAGGUUGUAGAAAAAAUGAGAAAAUGGUAGGUCUUUGAUAAAUUUCAAAGGGUAGGUCAUUAGAACUAUGUGAGUCCCAAGUUUCUAAGUACAACUAUAGUAUUAGUAGUUAGCUUUCUUGUUGAGGGGGAGGGGACAUUUUCCUCCCACAAGUGUUUCUUUACUUCCUGGUAGUUACUGCAAGAGAGCCAUGUUGAGAUGUAGGUGCUAGGCUCCCUUACUAAGCUGCUGCCAAUUAGCUUUGCGUUGCAUGAUUCAAAUUUGUGCCUCAAUAAAUUACAAAUUACUGUAUGUAUUUUUUUUGAAUAAUUGAAAAGGCAAACAUUAAAUCUGUAAUUGCCCACAACAUACUUUAGUAGUGAAAACCCUAAAAAAGGCUAACGGACCUUUGAGAUUGGAACAGUUUUAUCUGUACUCACUUGUGUUCUUCUCUGCUUUUGUCUUUAAGCGUCCAAGAAAUGUCAGUUUAUUUGUUUUUCUUAAUUUUUAGAUUCUGGCUGCAAUUUGGUGCACAUGAAAAAAAUUCCCUUCUUGUCAGUAUAUUAAUUCUAUAGUAUAUUUGUGUGAAUAUCAGCCAGUACUAAAGUAGGAGGAUAAAAGGAAAACUUGAGAAAGCUCUUCUUUCAAAUGGUAGGAUUAUCCACUUUUUAAAGGAGAAAGUGACAAUAUGGAGUAGGAUUUGAAAAUUGUAAAUUGCAGAAAAAUUAAGCUGUUAAAGUCCCACAUAUAACCAGGUUCAAUAAAGGUUUACAUAUGAACUAGCUUCAUAUGUGUGUAGAGUUGAUUUUGCAGUAAAUCCUUAAGUACACAUUUUAAAAAGCAGGCAGUCAAUUUGCCUUUUUACCUUUUAGAAUCCUCCUUUUUUUUUUUUUUUUUUUUUAAUUUAAAGCAUAUCAUUGCUUCUUUGGAUAUGGAUGUGCCAAGUGGUAUUUACAGCAUGAGAAGGAAAGAAUGGAUGGUAAUGUAUUUUGGAAUUGCAGUCUUCUCUUGGCCUGGGUCAUAUCCAGUCACCACUAUGCAACGAAUGAUGUGCAUCAGGAAAGGACAGGACGGGUUUUUAAAGAUGCAUCCUGCUUAGUACUUUUGCAGUACUCCAAGAUGUCUGAACAGGAAUGUCUUUUGUAAACCUCAAGACCCUCUAUUGAUUAUUCCCUUGCAUAUUUAUUUACCUGUUGGUGAGACACAAAUAUAAUAUGGACUCUAAUUUACCAGGGUUUUUGAUGGUGCCUUAUGAAAAAGUAUAACUUGAUUUCUUGUUUUUUGAGCAUGUUUUGUGUUUCUUUUGUUUUUUGAAAGAAUGCCAGAUAUGGUUAUUUGCAUUACAUCUAAAAAAUAAAAAAAAUUGUGUGUGCUCGGG
Messenger RNA from Equus caballus (horse), 9505 nucleotides. RefSeq names its product lysine demethylase 5A (gene KDM5A). The record is from RefSeq and is a predicted model, not a curated record. Gene Ontology annotation, cellular component: chromatin; nucleus. Gene Ontology annotation, biological process: regulation of DNA-templated transcription; chromatin remodeling. Gene Ontology annotation, molecular function: histone H3K4me/H3K4me2/H3K4me3 demethylase activity; DNA binding. Lineage: Eukaryota; Metazoa; Chordata; Mammalia; Perissodactyla; Equidae.